This is a messenger RNA of Homalodisca vitripennis (glassy-winged sharpshooter), 3491 nucleotides long. RefSeq names its product lutropin-choriogonadotropic hormone receptor-like. Gene Ontology annotation, cellular component: membrane. Lineage: Eukaryota; Metazoa; Arthropoda; Insecta; Hemiptera; Cicadellidae. Gene Ontology annotation, biological process: G protein-coupled receptor signaling pathway. Gene Ontology annotation, molecular function: protein binding; protein-hormone receptor activity; G protein-coupled receptor activity. The record is from RefSeq and is a predicted model, not a curated record.
GUCAGUGUCUGGAAACCGUAUCAAAUACAUCCCAGCUGGGGUCCUGCAGCAUUCUCGGGGUCUCGCACUCCUGGAGCUGAGGGGCAAUCCACUAGUUGGGGUCGACCCACACGCCUUCUCUUUCCUUCCUAAACUCAGAAAAACGAUCUUGUCAGACGCUAAAGACCUGUCAGAGUUUCCCAGCCUGAACGGCACCUCAGCCCUAGAGAUACUGCGCCUGGACCGUGCUAGCCUCCACACUGUACCUACCACCCUCUGUCAAACCUGUCCUAAGCUCAAGAGCUUAGACAUAAAAUCCAACCAAUUAACCUCAAUACCUGAUUUAAGAGCCUGCAAAGAUCUUCGAGUGCUGGAUCUCAAAAGUAACCGCAUAUCCUCUUUAGAGGGGAGGAUGUUCCAGGGUCUGUCUCUACUGCACGAUUUGUUGCUCAGCCAUAACCUCAUCAAUGCUAUUCCUCAGGAUGCAUUCCAUGGCCUUGAGAAGCUUCAAGUACUAGACUUAGAAAACAAUUUAAUUCAAGACAUUCACCCUGAAGCUUUUUUGGCUUUCACACACCUUGAAGACUUAAAUCUAGGCAACAACAUGUUCCCUGUGCUACCGACGGCUGGACUGGACCGUCUGCUACAUCUUAAGACUUUCAACAAUCCGCGGCUCAGGGAAUUUCCCCCACCCGAGAGUUUUCCUCGAGUACAAUCUCUGGUCCUGUCCUACGCUUACCACUGUUGUGUGUUUCUACCCCUUGUGCCAGCUGAUCCUCCUCGUCCCCCAUUGAAAGAGUCUGUCCUCUUCCCCACCGACAAUGAGUUCGACAUGAGCCUCUGGAACUCCAGCCUCACCGACAUAUGGCCACAACUCCAGAACUUGAGUAAAAAGUUCGGCACACAGAUCAAUGAACUGUGGGACAAUUUUGGUUCAGACUUUACUUAUCCUGGCAACUUACCUGCUUAUGUAGAGGAGUACUUUGAGGAUCAAGAGAAACAACAGAACGACUUACCUCCAGGACGCAUUCAGUGUCUGCCUGCUCCAGGUCCAUUCCUGCCUUGUGUUGACCUGUUUGACUGGUGGACACUGCGAUGUGGAGUCUGGGUAGUUUUCCUCCUUGCCAUGCUUGGAAAUGGAACAGUGGUGUUUGUCCUCAUCUUUUCCCGCAGCAAGAUCGAUGUACCAAGAUUCCUUGUCUGUAACUUGGCUGCAGCAGACUUCUUUAUGGGAGUAUAUUUAGGUUUGUUGGCUGUAGUGGACGCCUCUACCUUAGGAGAGUUCCGGAUGUAUGCCAUUCCCUGGCAGAUGUCAGCUGGCUGUCAGCUGGCAGGGUUCCUGGCUGUCCUGAGCUCUGAGCUGUCAGUGUACACUCUUGCUGUCAUCACCCUCGAACGAAACUAUGCCAUUACACACGCAAUGCACCUUAAUAAACGUCUCUCACUGAAACACGCAGGAUACAUCAUGCUGUGUGGCUGGACAUUCGCAAUAGGAAUGGCAGUUCUUCCCCUCUUUGGCAUAAGUGACUAUCGAAAAUAUGCUACAUGUCUCCCGUUUGAAACCGGUGGUACUUGGAGUCUAUUGUAUGUUGUAUUUCUGAUGUUCAUUAACGGAGUAGCUUUCUUAAUUUUGAUGGGCUGUUACCUUAAAAUGUACUGUGCAAUAAGGGGUUCUCAGGCGUGGAAUUCAAAUGAUUCCAGAAUUGCCAAAAGAAUGGCUCUCCUGGUAUUCACUGACUUUUUGUGCUGGUCACCAAUAGCAUUUUUUUCUCUAACUGCUGCUUUUGGUUUUCAUCUCGUAACAUUAGAACAGGCUAAAGUGUUUACCGUGUUUGUACUACCCCUGAACUCAUGCUGUAAUCCAUUUCUUUAUGCAAUUCUCACAAAACAAUUCAAGAAGGAUUGUGUCCUGAUCUGUAAAGCCAUUGAAGAAUCAAGGGUGACACGUGGUAUUGGAAGAUGUCGUCACAGUUCUAACUUCAGUAAUCGACAAACACCUGCAAACACAAACAGCCUUGUCGAUCGUUCCUCAAGAGAUCACCAACAACAUCCACCCUGCAGCUGCAAUGUCAAACUGCUCAAUGAUACUCAAACACAACGACAAACACCGAGAAUAUGGUUGCUCAACAAAUUCCGGUGGUUGUUCCUCUGCUUCAACCGAGAUUUGGACAACAGACAUCGCAUGAGGUCCGAUCAGUAUGCUUACCAGAUAGCAGAAAUCCAGCAAAAGCAACAUAAGAGAGCAUCAAGCGUCUCUUCUAGUGAGAACUUCAGUUCCUCAAGAUCUGACUCUUGGAGGCAAAAUCAUCACCAUUGUGGGAUACCAAUGCGUUUACUGGAUCCCAAAAGGCGGGCGUCAUCUUGGAUAGUGACCCGCAAGACAUCUCAGGACUCUAAUCUUUCUAGUUCUAGGAAUGACUCCUCAGGGUCAGCGACAACAGCCAGCACGACAAUGUCACGAGUGUCGAGGUCGAGUGCUUCGAGUGCCAGUGAUAGGACUAAACCGCGCCUUACAAGACAGAGUGCAAUCUCGGAUGACUGUGAGCUCCCAGGCAGUCCUGCGAGGCUGACCGUUCGCUUUCUCACGACCAUUCCCUCGGCAGCUGAGGCUAGUCAGCAGGAGGAUGAAGCCACCCCCUGUUAUGCUAUCUUACACGCUAGCCCUGAACCCUCCCCUACUCCUAGUCACCCAACUCCUCGCCACAGGAAAGACUUUUCACCAUCAAAUGAUAAAAAGUCACCCUCCUGACUGUAAAUACCUCAAACUUUUAGAAGUUGAAUUUUGUGAUUUAUGUAGAAAUCUAGUUUAAAGGUGUUUUGAGGUUGCAUUAAUCUGGUUUGGCAAGAAUAUCAACUCAAUCAUGAAUGCUAGUUUUGUAACUGAUUUAUUACUAAGUUUUAAGUUUAAACUCCUAUUAAACCAAAACUCAGACUAAAAAGGUAUUUUACGUAUUGUUUUAUGAGAAAAAGGUACUUACAUUUUAUCGUUUAAUCAUCUUUAGUAAUAAAACAGUAUGUAAAAAUUGUAAUUUAGGAUUUUAAUUUAAAUAUUAGAUUAAAUUAUUUGUAAAUACUGUGAAUUUCUAAAUAAAAGGUAUAGCUUAAUUAAAUUUGUGGCUAUAAUUUACAUUUCUAGGGAUUAUUUACCUGUUUUGUUUUUACUAAGGUAGGAAAAAUAAUUUUAUUUUAUGUGUUGUAUGUUGUAUUAUAUUGUUAAAUUAUUUAUAAUGUUAUUUGAAAUUUAAGGGUUUGUUGAAAAGGAGUGUUUCUCUUAUAUUUAAACUAUUUUGUUUUUUUCCUUUUAUAUGUCUUAAAUUACAAGUAAUAAACAAUGAAAUUACAUUUUCUACCAUUUACACUCUCAUCUCUCAAUGUAUACGAGUGUAAGCUAUAUUAGAGGUGUCAUUAUUGUAUCCUAGCGCAAUAUAUUUGACAAAAUCUCAGUUCAUGCCCCUUCCUUUGAAAUUUUAGUUGCACCAUACUUUUACACUUUCCUAUACUUUUUUUCCCAU